Molecule: messenger RNA, 1074 nt
Organism: Dictyostelium purpureum
Lineage: Eukaryota; Evosea; Eumycetozoa; Dictyosteliales; Dictyosteliaceae
Exons: 2
Coding region: 85-921 (278 amino acids)
Molecular function (GO): zinc ion binding; DNA binding
Source: RefSeq, a predicted model, not a curated record
AAAAUAUAAUAACAAAAUAAAAGCAACACAAAACAAAAUAUAAAAUAAAAUUUUUUUUUAAAAUAAUAUAAAUAUUAAAGUACAAUGAGCGAAAUUAAUAAUAGUGAUAAAAAAGAAAACCCUCAAGAAGCUCAGCUUUGUUUAAGAAAUUGCGGUUUUUACGGUAAUCCAAAAACAAACGGAUUAUGUUCAAGCUGUUUCCAAAAGGAAGGAACAUCAUUAAGACAACAAUUACUACAAAGUAACGAUAAUAUUAGCAGUAAUAGCGAAAAUUUACAAGAGAGCCAAGGUCAACAAUCACAACCACAACCACAACAAACUAAAGAAGAAUCCCCAAAAGGUAAUAAAAAAAGAACAAUAGAUUAUUUAGAAUAUAUGAAUGGACUCGAUGGGAGAGCUAGAAAUAGUAAUACUAACCGUUUAAUAAAUGAAGAUAAAUUAAAUAGUGUCGCUUCUACCUCUGCCCCAGCCGUAGUUUUCACACCACCUCCAGUUACCUCAACAACCACCACUACCAUCUCCACCAACAAUGAUAACUCUGGAAACGUUGGCACCACCUUAAGCGCUACCCCUAAUACAACAACUUCACCAUUAAAAAUAUUAAAGCAUGAAAUUAAUAAUAAUAAUAACACUCAAUUUUCAUCAUCCGAAGGAACUCUAAAACCAUCAGCCGAUUCACCAUUUUCAUCUUCACCUUUAUCAUCUUCACCAUCAAAAUCAAAUAUUAAAUGUAAAUUCCCUUCUUGUGGUAAAUCCAUUAGUUCUUCUCUUUCCCUCUCAAGUAAAUGUAGAUGUGGUGAAUAUUUCUGCGGUAAACAUAUACACAACCACAAUUGCACUUUUGAUUACAAGUCAUUAGCCAAAUCAAAUAUAGCUAAAGCCAAUCCUCAAAUUUUAGCAAACAAAAUAGUAAAACUUUAAAAUAACUACAUUAAUACAUAUAACUCCGCUCACUCAAUCAACUACUCAUCACAUUUAUUAAUUCGCCCUCUUCUCCUCCUCUUCUGUAUAUAUAAUUUUUUUUUGUAAAAUUAACAAACACACUUUUGUAAAAUAUUUCUCUUCAACAAAACU